This is a messenger RNA of Emiliania huxleyi CCMP1516, 1472 nucleotides long. RefSeq lists its product as hypothetical. The coding region runs from base 16 to 1314 and encodes 432 amino acids. The record is from RefSeq and is a predicted model, not a curated record. Lineage: Eukaryota; Haptophyta; Isochrysidales; Noelaerhabdaceae. The transcript has 4 exons.
CGCGCGAAUGUCGAAAUGAUUUCGCAUCUCGCGCUCCUGAUCGGCGGCGCCUCUGCGCUGCAGCUGCGACCGCGCUGCGGUCACGUGCGCUGCGCCGGCGAUUACGAGGCGAAAAAUCCGCUCAUCUCCCUCCUCGGCACGCUUCUCCCCAGCAAGGGCGGCGAGGCACAGCAGACAGCGGUGGAUGCGCUUGCGGACAUCGACUGGGAGUCGCCCAAGGCGCGCGGUCUCUCGACGGAGCAGAUGGCCGGCCGAAUCGACACCGGUCUGCGCGAGCGCGGCUGGUUUGUGACCGGCCGAGGGAUGCCGGAGCUCUUCAGCGACAGCUUUCGCUUCUCGGACCCGGACGUGCAGCUGGACGGGUACGAGCCGUACUGUCGGCAGGUCCGCCGGCUCUUCAAUCAGGAGACUUCCGCCAUGGAGGUGGUCUGCGCUGCAGCCACGGGCCCUCGGGCAAUCACGGUGGUCUGGCGGUUGUCGGGCGGCGUUAACCUCGGCGCGUUUGGUGUCGCAAUCAAGCCGUACGUCGUGACCACCACGCUGGAGACCGACGCCGACGGCCUCGUCUCUGCCCAGGAGGACCACUUCUCCAUCCCCGGCUACGACAUCCUCCUCUCUGCGCUGCUCCCGCCGCUGCGCCCGCUGCUGCAGCCCGAAGCCCCGCCCGUGUCGGUUCUCGCAUCCCGGUACGACCCGCUCACGUGCGAACCGCUCGCGCCCACGGCUUCCGACGAGGAGGAGCCCGGUGUGGCGACGAAGGGCGUGUGGUUUGCGACGGAGGCAUUCGGAAAGCUCGCGGCCGCGGUCAAGGGGCCGCCGCCGCCGCCGCCGCCGACGGAGCCGCCUCCAAAGGACUUGGACGAGGCGAUCGAGCGCCUGGCGGCUGACUACGAGGGGAGCGAGGGGGACCCGCGGCCCUACUUUCUCACCGGCGCGAUGGACGUCGCGCUCUACGACGAGCAGUGUGAGUUCGCAGACCCGUUCGUCGCGUUCCGUGGCCGCGACCGCUUCGUCGCCAACCUCGAGAACCUCGCGGGCGGCUUCAUCACCGAGUCGUCGACGCGCACGCUCUCGUCCGAGAUCGAGCGGGGCGACGCGGCCGCGGGCGUGCCGCCGUCGUACAAGACGAAGCUGCUGGUCAAGCUGCGGCUCGGCCUGCCGUGGAGCCCGGUGCUGGCGUGGCCGUGGGGCGUGGAGCACGUCUUCGACCCGGCGACUGGCCUGGUCGUGCGCCACCUCGAGAGCUGGGACGUGAGCCCGCAGGAGGGCAUCCGGCAGCUGGUCAGCCCCGGGGCGGGCAGGAAGGUCAAGUGAGGUGUCUCUGCGCUAGCCUAAAUAGACCGGGCAGUCUGACAAGGGCGGCUUCUGCGUCCACCACCCUCGCCCAGGGAUCUACAAUGCUGUCUUAAGGUCCGACAGGUUCGGCACCGGGCACCGCCUCGGUAUACAAAAUGCGCCUGCGGGCGGACCCU